GCCCAUCCUUACGCUGUCAAGCUCCCGUCCCGUCGCUCACUCGUUUCUAUCGGCAUCCCGAACCAUCGCGACGCGCUUGCCGUAUACUUUCGCUGGGUGCGACAACGAUACUAUCGCGCGGAAGUUGUAAUGCGCGCAGAUUUGGCUUCCUCCGUGGAGUCGGUGGCCAGCUCAAGCGACGCAUCCAGUGGGGAUGAUGAGAGCGACUUUGCGCAGCAUCGUCCGAGGUUCCAACGCGAUACCAAGAUGCUUAGCAUCGACCUACUAAGCAUUGGUGCGAGGUUUGAAGAUGAAAGUAUCGCGCUGGCGUACCCUGGCGAGAUUGACGUUCGUGGCUGA
Messenger RNA from Alternaria burnsii, 339 nucleotides. RefSeq lists its product as uncharacterized. NCBI's taxonomy places the organism in Eukaryota, Fungi, Ascomycota, Dothideomycetes, Pleosporales, Pleosporaceae. The record is from RefSeq and is a predicted model, not a curated record. The transcript has a single exon. The annotation marks the transcript as partial.